GGCCCCCGGGAAGAUGCUGUUUUCCCUGCGUGAGCUGGUGCAAUGGCUGGGCUUUGCCACCUUCGAGAUCUUCCUGCACCUCCUGGCUCUCCUGGUCUUCUCCGUGCUUCUCGUCCUGAAGGUGGACAGCGAAGGCUCGAUGCUCUCCUGGUGGACUGUGUUCAUCCCCUUCUUCGCCGCCGACGGCCUCAGCACUUACUUCACCACCAUUGUCUCCGUGCGGCUCUUCCAGGACGGAGAGAAGCGCCUGGCCGUGCUGCGCCUCUUCUGGAUCCUCACCAUCCUGAGCCUGAAGUUUGUUUUUGAGAUGCUCCUGUGUCAGAAGCUGGUGGAGCACACCCGGGAGCUCUGGUAUGGGCUCAUCAUGUCACCCGUCUUCAUCCUCCUCCAGCUGCUCAUGAUCCGAGCCUGCCGGGUGAACUGAUACCGAGGGAAAGGCUCCCAAAUGACUGCCUCUUACCCUGGAUAGAGCUUUGCCUGAGCCACCAGGGAGCCCUGAGCUCCAAGUUUGCUAAGUUGGGCUUUUGCCCUUUUUUUGUUUUUGUACAGAGUGAUAUUGGUUGUUAGGUUAUGCAGGUCUGGUGUUAUGAGAAGAGAGUUUGUAAUCAACCAGAUUACGUUAUUAUGUUGUAUAGCUCAGCAUUUCUUCAAAAGAUCUUUUUUAUACAGCGCCAUUGAUUUCAGGUUCACUCAGCUCUUGAUGUUAAUGUUAAUAUAUCCUGAUAUGCAAGCACUGUUUGAUAUGCCAGUUAAUUUAAAAUAAAAAUGUACAGAUAGUGUA
Messenger RNA from Struthio camelus australis, 781 nucleotides. NCBI's taxonomy places the organism in Eukaryota, Metazoa, Chordata, Aves, Struthioniformes, Struthionidae. The record is from RefSeq and is a predicted model, not a curated record.